Molecule: messenger RNA, 2248 nt
Organism: Pecten maximus
Lineage: Eukaryota; Metazoa; Mollusca; Bivalvia; Pectinida; Pectinidae
Product: heat shock 70 kDa protein 12B-like
Exons: 5
Coding region: 92-1837 (581 amino acids)
Molecular function (GO): ATP binding; ATP-dependent protein folding chaperone
Source: RefSeq, a predicted model, not a curated record
UGAAAUGUGAUGAAAUGAUGGGUCCAGUAUCCGUUCGUGUAGUGUCAAGAUGGACAGGUUUUAGUAACCAACUGGGACCUGGUCAGUAACGAUGGCAAGCUGUCACCCGCUCAUAGUGGCGGCGAUAGACUUCGGGACUACUUUUUCCGGUUACGCCUUUUCCUUCCGCCACGAAUACGACCGAGAUCCACUAAAGGUAUCUGCCAAUAACUGGAUCUCAGGAGGCCAGGGUUUAGUAUCAAUGAAGACGCCAUCUACCGUCCUCCUGUAUUCAGACAAAACCUUUCAUUCCUUUGGAUACGAUGCUGAAAACAAAUAUUCAGAAUUAACCGAAAAUGAAGAUCAUCAUGGCUGGCUCUACUUUAAACGGUUCAAAAUGUUACUACACAACAAUAGGGAACUCCGUCGGUCAACGAUGAUUCAAGACAUCAAUGGUAGGACAAUGCCCGCCAUGUCGAUAUUCUCGAUGGCAAUCCGUUACCUCCGGGAACAUCUCCUGGAAACUAUUUAUCGUCAAAUGGACGGUAUCAACGAGGAGAUGAUUCGCUGGGUCCUCACUGUACCUGCAAUCUGGGAUGACAGCGCCAAGCAAUUCAUGCGUGAGGCAGCUAAGGAUGCAGGGAUUGAUAAUGAUCAUCUGACAUUGGCCUUAGAACCCGAGGCAGCGUCGCUGUAUUGUAUGAGACAGCCGAUGGCUAAGCUGACCACGGUCGAUAAGAAAACGUCCUUUGUGGAGUUCGAUAUCGGAACUAAAUAUAUGGUCAUUGAUAUUGGAGGUGGAACCGUGGACAUAACCAUUCACGAAAUCCUUCCUGGUAGACAAAUUCGUGAAAUACAAGCCGCCAGUGGUGGAUCUUUUGGUGGAACAAGUGUAGACAGCAAGUUCAAUCAGUUUCUUAUAAAAAUCUUCGGAAACGACGUUCUUACAGACCUUAAAACGAAAUGCAUGCAAGAUUAUCUGGACCUGUUCCGUGAUUUUGAGACAAAGAAAAGAACGAUAAAACCGACAUCGGAUGGCAGGGUAAAUUUCCGCCUACCGUACCUGUUAAUGGAAAUAUUCAGAACAACAACAGGGGAGGAGCUUGGUCAAUCUAUAUUGAACUCAUCCUUCAGUAACAGUGUGAUCAUUCGCGGAGACAAGAUGUUGGUUGACGCAAAUGUAUGUAAAGAGUUUUUCAAAGAAGCAACAGAUGGCAUUGUUGCGAGUGCAGAAAAGGCGAUGGAAAGUGCUAUAGAAGUAGACAUUUCUAAGAUUCUACUAGUCGGUGGAUUUUCCGAGUCGCAAAUGCUACAGAAGGCUAUCCGACAAAAAUUUCCAGGGAAAACAGUUGUGUCGCCUGGAGAUGCAGGCCUAGCAGUACUGAAAGGAGCAGUUUUGUUUGGACAUGAACCCAGUACUAUCAAAUCAAGAGUAAUGAAGUACUCGUACGGCGUGGAGGUGAACCAACGUUUUGAUCCGGACAUCCAUCCUGAGAUCUACAAGUUCUGGCAGACAAGAAAGAGUAGAUGGAUGUGCCGGAACUGCUUUGACCCGUUCGUUAAAGCUGGAGAUGAAGUGGAGGUCGGUAGUACCAUCACACAAAAUUAUGGUCCCGAGGAAAAGGAUUCGAUCGAGGGUAUUGGAAUUUAUGCCUCGACGAAAGUCCCCAAAUUUAUCACGGAUUCCUCUUGCUUCAGACUCGGCACCAUGUACAUUAAAAUGCCAAAUGGAGGUUGGCCGUUGGACGCAAGCCUUGAAGUGAAAAUGAAGUUCGGAGGGACAGAGUUUACGGUGACAAUGACUGAUGAAUGGUUUGGAGACUCGUAUACUGAUUCAUUCGAUUUCUUGAAGAAAUGAUCUACUUAGAAAUAUAAGAAAGACAAGCUGUUUUCAAGACAAUGCAAGUGUCAAAAUAAGGAAGAAACAGGAUAAAACUAUAAACAAAACUGACAAUAGAUUAUAUACUUUAAAGGUUUGAUUAACAGACAUAAUGUAUGUAGCUCACAACAAAACAUAUAUUACUAGUUCACUGCACGUUUCUUUAAUAUAUUUUUUAUUAUCUUCCUUUUAUCGUUUGCUAUGCCCGACACCAUGGAUUACGACAAGUAUAUGAAAUAAGAUAUUAAAAGUGAUGUUAUUGUUUGUAAAUUAAGUAAUAUCUUUUUAGAUGUGAAAUUUAACUGUGAUGUCACAAACAUUCCAUAUAGAAGUUUCUGUAACUUCUCUUAGAUAUCGUAUAAUAAUAAACUAAUAUAGCCUGUUGAUUUU